GGGAGCAGCAGCAGCAGCAGCAGCGGAGGAGGAGGAGGAGAGGCAGGAGGAAGGGGAGGCGGGGGGAGCUCGGCCGGCGGCAGCAGCAACGGCAGCGGCCGGCGGCGCGCGAGGAGCCGGCGGCGCUCCAGAAGGAGCCGGCUGGCGGCCCGAUGUCCCGGCGCCGAGUCCCCCGGGUCCGGCAGGGAGAGUGCUUCUCCCCGAUGCUCUGCCACUGCAAGGUGGCCUGCAGCAGCAGCACCAUCUCCCUCAUGUUCGGCUGCAAGAAGUACCGGCACCACGAUGAGGACUCGUCCCAGGACCAGAGCCCCCCACCCCUCACGGAGGAGGGGGCCGGGCCAGAGCUGGUCCAGGUCGCCGAGAAGAACCUCAAUCAGAUCGAGAACGUCCACGGAUAUGUCACGCACGCCCACAUCUCACCUAUGAAGGUAGCGUCUCUGGAGUUCCUCCUGGACGGCUCCUCGUCGUUAGGACUCUUCCCCCCGGAGCUCCCCUCCCCCACGCCCUCCACCCUCUACCCCCACGGAGAGGACAGCCCCCUCCCCUCCUGCUCGUCCAACCCCUACCCCCCUAUACAGGCCAAUCCGCCGCCCGUGGUGGUCAACACCGACAGCCUGGACACGCCGCCAUACGUGAACGGGACGGAGGCUGAAUACGAGUACGAGGAAAUCACGCUGGAGAGGGGAAACUCUGGGCUGGGCUUCAGCAUCGCCGGAGGGACCGAUAACCCCCAUGGCGAAGACCCCAGCAUCUUCAUCACCAAAGUCAUCCCUGGAGGAGCAGCCGCUCAGGACGGACGGCUCAGGGUGAACGACGUCAUCCUGCGGGUGAACGAGGUGGACGUCCGGGACGUGACCCACAGCCGGGCCGUGGAGGCGCUGAAGGAGGCGGGGUCGGUGCGCCUCUACAUCCGGCGGAGGAAACCGCUGUCAGAGAAGGUGAUGGAGCUCAAGCUGGUGAAAGGACCCAAAGGUUUGGGCUUCAGCAGCGGCGGCGUCGGGAACCAGCACAUCCCCGGAGACAACAGCAUCUACGUCACAAUCAUCGAAGGCGGCGCCGCGCAGAAGGACGGCAGGCUGCAGAUCGGAGACAAGCUGCUGGCCGUGAACAGCCUCUGUCUGGAGGAGGUGACCCAUGAACACGCCGUCACUGCCUUGAAAAACACUCCUGAUGUUGUCUACUUGAAAGUGGCAAAACCCAACAGUGUCUUCAUCAACGACAGCUUCGCCCCGCCGGACCUCACCAACUCCUACACGCAGCACGUGGAGAACCAUAUCAGCCCCCCCAACUUCCUGGGCCAGAGCCUGCCCCCGCCGGCGUCGUCGGGGCGAUACUCGCCCACGCCGAAGGGCAUUCUGGGAGAAGAUGACGUCACACGGGAGCCGCGGAAGGUGGUUCUGCACCGCGGGGCGACGGGUCUGGGCUUCAACAUCGUGGGCGGCGAAGACGGCGAGGGCAUCUUCAUCUCCUUCAUCCUGGCCGGCGGUCCGGCAGACCUGAGCGGGGAGCUGAGGAAAGGAGACCGCCUGGUGUCGGUGAACGGCGUUGACCUCCGGAACGCCACGCACGAGCAGGCCGCCGCCGCCCUGAAGAACGCCGGCCAGACGGUGACCAUCGUCGCCCACUACAGGCCAGAAGAGUACAGCCGCUUCGAGGCCAAGAUCCACGACCUGCGGGAGCAGAUGAUGAACAGCAGCAUCAGCUCGGGCUCCGGGUCGCUGCGGACCAGUCAGAAGAGGUCUCUCUACGUCAGAGCUCUGUUUGAGUACGACAAGACGCGGGACUCGGGUCUGCCCAGCCAGGGCCUCAACUUCAAGUUCGGAGACAUCCUGCAUGUGGUGAACGCCUCGGACGACGAGUGGUGGCAGGCCCGGCACCUGACGCCUCAGGGGGAGCAGGAGGAGGUGGGAGUGAUCCCCAGCAAGAGGAGAGUGGAGAAGAAGGAGCGAGCGCGGUUAAAGACGGUGAAGUUCAACGCCAAGUCAAGAGACCGAGGGCAGUCCGUCAAUGACAAGCGUAAAAAGAACCUCUUUACCCGAAAGUUUCCUUUCUACAAGAGCAAAGAGCCGAGCGAGCAGGAGACCAGCGACGCCGACCAACAUGUGACGUCUAACGCCAGCGAUAGUGAAAGUAGCUACCGUGGGCAGGAUGAGUACGUUCUGUCGUACGAACCCGUCGUUCAGCAGGAAGUGAACUACACCCGACCCGUCAUCAUCCUGGGCCCGAUGAAGGACCGGAUCAACGACGACCUGAUCUCCGAAUUCCCGGAUAAAUUCGGCUCCUGCGUCCCGCAUACGACCCGGCCCAAACGGGACUACGAGGUGGACGGGCGGGACUACCACUUCGUGGCGUCGCGGGAGCAGAUGGAGAAGGACAUCCAGGAGCACCGCUUCAUCGAGGCGGGCCAGUACAACAACCACCUGUACGGAACCAGCGUGCAGUCCGUCCGCCAGGUGGCCGAGAAGGGGAAGCACUGCAUCCUGGACGUGUCCGGCAACGCCAUCAAGAGGCUGCAGCUGGCGCUGCUGCACCCCAUCGCCAUCUUCAUCAAACCCAAAUCCGUGGAGAACAUCAUGGAGAUGAACAAACGUUUGACGGACGAACAGGGAAGGAAAACAUUCGACCGCGCCGCCAAGCUGGAGCAGGAGUUCACCGAGCACUUCACAGCCGUUGUCCAGGGCGACACGCUGGAGGAGAUCUACGAUCAGGUGAAGCAGAUCAUCGAGGAUCAGUCGGGUCCGUUCAUCUGGGUUCUGUCCAAGGAGAAGCUAUGAGGCGCCGCCGC
Molecule: messenger RNA, 2785 nt
Organism: Poeciliopsis prolifica (blackstripe livebearer)
Lineage: Eukaryota; Metazoa; Chordata; Actinopteri; Cyprinodontiformes; Poeciliidae
Product: discs large homolog 1-like protein
Biological process (GO): chemical synaptic transmission; neurotransmitter receptor localization to postsynaptic specialization membrane
Cellular component (GO): neuron projection; postsynaptic density membrane; neuromuscular junction
Molecular function (GO): kinase binding
Source: RefSeq, a predicted model, not a curated record